Molecule: messenger RNA, 1439 nt
Organism: Salvelinus namaycush (lake trout)
Lineage: Eukaryota; Metazoa; Chordata; Actinopteri; Salmoniformes; Salmonidae
Gene: sapcd2
Product: suppressor APC domain containing 2
Exons: 6
Coding region: 102-1439 (445 amino acids)
Source: RefSeq, a predicted model, not a curated record
UAGCAACUGAUACUGAUCGUGGCUGCAAAUUGAACGGGCCGUCGACAAUUUACGGUAGGAUUGGCACAAGAAGACAAGGCAAGACAAGCAUAACCGGUAAAAUGCAGCCCAACGACACGGAAUAUUCAACAGAUGGGUUACCCAAAGCCUUUUUACACAGUUUGAGGACACUCUUUGACAUCCUCGAUGAUGGGAAGAGAGGGUAUGUGCACAUAUCGGAGAUUGAGAGUAGAUGGCAAGGGGCAGAUACUCAUGAUUUGCCCGGCGGUGUUCUGGAGUGUCUGAGGAGGGUGGCCCCACCGCAUGGUUGCCUGACAUUUGAGCGCUUCGUGGCGGGGCUGCGAUACUCCAUGCCGAACCCGGACAACAACAACCACAUAAAGGCUCAGGUUUCCCUGCACCCGAAACAUGCACUCCUGCAAUCCAAACGGCACCAUAUGCCAGCGCAAAAACCUGCCCCGCUCUCUACCUGCUCUGUCGGAACUCGGAUUGAAAACAAAGUUCGCCCACUGGGUCCAAGCAACGGGACAAAUACGCAUCACAAACGCGCGUCCUCACUUCAGAGUCGGUCCAGACAUAAUGAGGGGAACACUGGAUACCCACCAGUCACCUCGGUCGUAGGUGGUCCCAUGCGUUACACCAAUACGGGUUAUGAGAGAACAGGCAGAAGUUUGGAACGGGUAACCAUUGUGCCCGAAAGCGGUUCAUAUCGAGCGGAUUCGGUUCGGAUGGGGAAGCAGGCGCAUCCACAGCAGAGUCGGGUGAGGUCCACAGAGUCCCUUGCUCUCGAGUCAUCAAGUCUCCAAAAACCAAGUAUUGUGGAGGCUGGGUUACCGAGGUCCCAGAGUGAGUCAGCCACGGGAUUAACUGUCUCCAGACGCCAUGGGCGGAGCCGAGAUGAGCAGAGACGCCAUACCAUCACCAACGGGGUGGAUUAUGGAAUGCUGAAGCAGAUGAAGGAGUUGGAGCAGGAGAAGGACUCUCUGCUGGCCGGUCUGGACGUGGUGGAGCGGGCUAGAGAGUGGUACCAGACUCAGAUCCACAACGUCACCGAGAGACAGAGACACGUGGGCCAAAGCAACCACUGCACGGAUUUCUUCACAGAAUCCCAGAAUCAAAGUCACAUGAAUGUUCUGCUUCCCAAGCUGCAGGAAGUCAACCGUUGCCUUAAUGACCUAAUUUCCUGCUCUGGAGCGCAGUCUUUCCCAUCCUCCAGCUCCCAGCCCACAGUGAUCUCCUCCAGCUUCCAGCCUCCUGCCCCCCCACAAGCCAUUCAGAGACUAAAGGACCAGAACCGCCUUCUCACUCAGGAGGUGACAGAUAAGGGUAAGCGCAUCACUCAGCUGGAGCAGGAGAAGUCUGCUCUGAUCAAACAGCUGUUUGAGGCUCGCGCCCGGAGCACGCACGACAGCAGCACCAUGGACUCCACCUUCAUCUGA